Messenger RNA from Erigeron canadensis, 2465 nucleotides. RefSeq names its product heavy metal-associated isoprenylated plant protein 33-like. Bases 344 to 2020 code for a protein of 558 amino acids. Lineage: Eukaryota; Viridiplantae; Streptophyta; Magnoliopsida; Asterales; Asteraceae. The transcript is spliced from 3 exons. The record is from RefSeq and is a predicted model, not a curated record. Gene Ontology annotation, molecular function: metal ion binding.
AAAUAAACUUAAUAUUGUGAGAGCAAAAAAAAGCUAUCAUCUUCAUCUCUCUCUCUAUCUUUACUUCUUCUCUCUUUGGUAUUCUAAUUUCAGAGAUGUUUUUAAUGUUUACCCACCGCCUCUGAGACUUGUUGUCAAAGUUCUCUUUGUUUUUGUGCUUUCAUAAACAAACCAAACUAAAACCUUUUCUCAGUUCUUCAUUUCCCAUUUUACUAUAAUCAAACAAACCAUACAUUCCUAGCAUUUUAACAGCAAAUUUUUCAUUUUAUGUUUCUUGUCAAUUAAGAUCUUUUAGACCCAUAAUCUCAUUUCAUUUUGGUUGCUUACCUUUAAUCUUGAAAAUAUGAGUAAAGAAGAGUUUGUGAAGAUUCAGACUUGUGCUCUGAAAGUGAAUAUACACUGUGAUGGAUGCAAGAGAAAAGUGAAGAAAAUACUUCAAAAAAUUGAUGGGGUUUAUACUGUUAAUAUAGAUCCAGAACAGAGCAAGGUGACAGUAUCAGGGGAUGUUGAUCCUGAUACACUAAUCAAGAAACUUGCAAAAAGUGGGAAACUUGCCGAGAUUUGGGGUGUUUCUAAGCCGAAUCCACAAUUAAAUAAUCAACUUAAAAACAUGCAGAUUCAAGGUGGUAAAGGUGGCGGCGGCGGCGGCGGCGCCGCUGGUGGUAAUAAUAAAAAUCAGGGACAGAAGGGGGGUGGUGGAAAAGAUAGUAACAAUAAUGGUAAAAAUCAGGGGCCGCCGGCGAACGGCGGCGGUCCGACGCCGCAGCAAAUUCAGCAGUUACAACAGUUGCAGAAGAUGAAAGGGUUUCAAGAUCUAAAAAUGCUUCCUCAGUUUAAAGAUAUGAAGGUUCCUAAUUUUGGAGGCGCUGCCGCCGCCGGAGGUGGUGGUGGUGGGAAGAAUGGGCAAAAAGGUGUGAAGGUGAUUGAAGAAGAUGAUAUGAGUGAUGAUGAUUAUGAUGACGAUGAUGAAUUUGAUGAUGAUGAUUAUGAUGAUGAUGAGUUUGAUGAUGAUGAGUUAGAUGAUAUUCCUAUGAAAAAACCGGUGGUGGUUGGUGGGAAGAAAGGUGGUGGCGGAGGAGUUCCGGUGGGUGGUCAGAUGGGUAAUAUGAUGAUGCAACCACAGCUUAUGAAAGCAGGGCAGAUUCCCCCGCAGUUUAUGAAGAAUGGUGGGCAGUUGCCGGCGGGGAUUAUGAAAGGUGGGCAAAUGCCACAGGGUGGUGCUCAAAUGGGGGGAAAUGGUGGGAAUGGGGGGAAGAAAGGCGGCGGCGGAGGUGGUGGAAAUGUGCCGGUAAGUGGUGGUGGUGGUGGUGGAGGUAAGAAAGGUGGCGGAGGGAAUCAAAAUCAGGGUGGUGGUGGUGGUGGUGGUGGUGGUGGUGGAGGUGGAAAGAAUGGAGGGAAGAAUGGCGGCGGAGCUCAGGUGGAAGGUCAGAACAAGGGUGGUGGUCAACAAGGGGGUCAAAGUGGUCAACAAGGGGGUGGUGGAAACAUGAGUGGGAAUGGAGGAAAGAAGGGUGGGAUGAAUGAUAGUGUACAUGGCAUGCCAAACAUGAUGAUGGGUGGGGGUGGGGGUGGGGGUAAUGUGGGCCCAAUGGGGAACAUGCCCAUGGGUCAGAUGGGUCCAAGAAUGAUGGGUCAAAUGGGGAAUCAAAUGGGUCAAAUGAAUGCAUCCAUGGCCCAUAUGGGUAAUAUGCAAGCGGUUCAAGGGCUACCGGCCGGUGCCGGAAUGAAUGGCGGUAUGGGUGGUGGUGGUGGGCAUUUUCAAGGUGGAGGACCAGAAGUGAUGGCUGGUAACCCAUAUUAUCAACAACAAUUGGCGAUGAUGAACCAACAAGCAAACGGCGGCGGCGGUGGUGAAAGAUUUCACCCAAUGAUGUAUGCGAGACCACCACCGGCGGUAAAUUAUAUGCAACCACCACCAUAUCAACCUUACCCACCUUACCCUUACCAACACCCACCACAAGGUGACCCUAUCACGCAUUAUUUUAGUGACGAAAACACCUCAAGUUGCAACAUAAUGUGAGGGUGAGAAAGUCCAAUCUGAAUAAGGUUGCGUGGCGGUCAUUGGUUGUCUAUGGUGGUGGUUUGGUGGUUCAGAAGAUGGGGUUAUCUUUAGCUUUAGGUGUUCCCUUUUUUCUUUAAUUUUGUUUUACUUGAUCCUAAAGAUAAAUUAGGGUUUUUUUAUAUUAUGAUCAUAGGGGAGUAAUAUAUAGAUGAUAAUAUAUUAUCAAAAAGCUUAAGGGGGAGAAUGAGAUGUUAGCGACUAAUGAGUCAGUGAGCUGGGGAUGAUGAUGAUCAUCAUGAUGAUGGUGGUGGUGGUGAUGGUCAAGAUCAUGAUGAUAAUUAUGGUUUUAUGAGCUUGAUGUUUAUAUAUGUUCAUAUGUUGAAAAACACAGAAAUAAUAUGAAUAGAAAUUUGGGGGUUUUUAAGAAACAGAACAAUGUUCCCCUCAUUUCUUCCCCCAUAAA